AUGCUGAAGUUCAUAAAAAUUUUUUUCGUUUAUCUGGUUUUAACCAACGCUAAGAAGACGCUGCGCACGAAUGAGAGAUGCCACCUCCAGCUGUUUUUAAAUGGCUCCACAACGUUUGGUGCAAAAAGGAAGAGCCAAAGUUGUGUAGGAAAAAUAACCCCCUUGUAUUUGAGGAAAAGGCUCGACCCAAACGACAAGUACACAGUAAUCAAAAGACAUGAAGCAAAAGUACAGAGAAAUUUAAAGAGGAAGUACCUGAUUGAAAGAUACAAGGAAAAAAGAGAGCUACUAAAAAAAUACAUAGCAGAAGCGUCGUCCCCUAUUGAAUAUGUCUACUGGAAGUACAAGUUGUCUUCUCUUCCCAGGGACUCCUGCCCUGUCAGGUUUCGGAAUAGAUGUGCGAUCACAGACACCAAGCUCGUGCGCUCAUACAGAAAAUGUUCUUUCCCGGUUUUGUCAAGGCAUGUUGGUAGCAUUUGA
Plasmodium inui San Antonio 1 is the source of this 480-nucleotide messenger RNA. Its product is annotated as 30S ribosomal protein S14. The record is from RefSeq and is a predicted model, not a curated record. Gene Ontology annotation, cellular component: small ribosomal subunit; ribosome. Gene Ontology annotation, molecular function: structural constituent of ribosome. The coding region runs from base 1 to 480 and encodes 159 amino acids. Lineage: Eukaryota; Apicomplexa; Aconoidasida; Haemosporida; Plasmodiidae. The transcript has 2 exons. Gene Ontology annotation, biological process: translation.